GCUCGACAGUAGACUGCAAUGGCUCAGCAACAGAAGCAGAAGUUCGCGCUGAUUACAGGGUGCACACCCGGAGGCAUUGGGCACUUCCUUGCAUUGGAGUUUGCUGAGAAGGGCUUCCAAGUUCUGGGAACUGUUCGCGACCCCUCGAAAUACACCUCGCCGCACCAGAACAUCACGUUCCUGCCGCUGGAGCUCACAAGCAUUGAUUCGAUCCGGGACCUCCGCAAGCGCGUCACCGAGAUAACGGGCGGCAAGCUCGACAUCCUCUACAACAACGCUGGGCGGAACUACGUGGUACCUGCGCUCGACUAUGACACCGACGAGCUCCACGAGCUGUUCGAGGCCAACGUCUUUGCCGUGAUGCACAUGUGCCGGGAGUUUACUCCACUCCUGAUCGAGGCCAAGGGCACGAUUGUCCAGACCGGUUCGGUCGCCGGAAUCCUACCGUACGUGUGGGGCGGGCCAUACAACGCCUCGAAAGCCGCACUGCACUCAUACACGAAUACGCUGCGAGUCGAGCUUGCGCCGCUCGGCGUGCGCGUGGUCAAUGUGAUCACCGGCGGCGUGAAGUCGAACAUCGCACGCACCCACCGCGAGCUACCGGCAGGCUCAUACAUGCAGCCCCUCGCCGCCGAGUACGAGAGCCGGUUGACGCACAGCCAGCAGCUCGGCAUGGACACCAAACAGUAUGCAAGCAGCUGCGUGAGGCAGGUGCUGCGAGGAGACGGCUGGUUUGGCCGACAGAGAGAGAUCUGGGAGGGCAAGAUGAGCUGGAUUGUGUGGUUUGGGUGGAAGUGGAUGCCGACGAAGAUCUUCGAUUGGUACUUCACCUACGUCUUCAGGCUUGGAAAGCUGAGGGGCACUGUUGGACCCAACAAGAAGACUUUGUAGACUCUAAUCAACCCAUUGUUGUGCUUGAACAUCUUGAGAUAUUUUGUAAUCUCCGAGCAUGCAAACCAAACGAUGCCAACCACCUUCAGCCGAAUUAUUUUCAGGUGUCAGGGACCGUGAGCUCGGCUAUAUGGACGUCUGUGCAUUCGCGGAGUGCGGGUUAAGGCGGGGUAAGGUCGCAGGCAGAAGAGCCUCCAGACAGCC
Messenger RNA from Boeremia exigua, 1095 nucleotides. RefSeq lists its product as uncharacterized. Gene Ontology annotation, cellular component: lipid droplet; endoplasmic reticulum. Gene Ontology annotation, molecular function: acylglycerone-phosphate reductase (NADP+) activity; triacylglycerol lipase activity. NCBI's taxonomy places the organism in Eukaryota, Fungi, Ascomycota, Dothideomycetes, Pleosporales, Didymellaceae. The coding region runs from base 19 to 891 and encodes 290 amino acids. The record is from RefSeq and is a predicted model, not a curated record. Gene Ontology annotation, biological process: phosphatidic acid biosynthetic process; triglyceride catabolic process. The transcript has 2 exons.